GGAGAUACCUAGGCAACCUCAUUGCAAGAAUAUAGAGGAGCAUCCCCCAUCAUUAAAUCCAUCUCGAUAGGAUCCUCUUGGGAAAUAAACGGAUCAUAGACCUGAAGCGAAGAUGCCUGGCAAGAAUCUGAAGGAGACCGGCUUCUUCCCGGCCGAGUAUACCACCGGACCGUACACCACCAAUGUGGCUGGCGCGGAGAAGCAAGAAGGCGAGACAUUGCCGCGACGAAACACUCGUCACAAGGACAAGCUCUGGACGGUCCCCGAAGAGGGCAUCGACACACUGUAUGCCGUGCUUCGAAGAUCCAGCGAGAAGUUUGGGAAUGCCGAAGCCAUCGGAAAGCGGAAAUUGAUCAAGCUGCACACCGAAAAUACCAAGGUCAAGAAAAUCAUCGACGGCAAAGAACAAGAAUUCGACAAAGCAUGGCAAUUCUACGAACAGUCUCCUUAUGAGUUCAUGUCCUAUGUUGAAUUCGAACAACUAUGCAAGAACAUCGGCACAGCGCUGGCGUCUCUUGGCCUGAAGAACCCCGACCGUGUGCAUCUUUUUGCUGCAACGCACCCGCACUGGUUGGCCUUCGCACACGGUGCCUGGACGCUCAACAUCCCGAUUGUCACCGCAUAUGAUACUCUCGGCGAAGAGGGACUCAAGCAUUCAUUAGCACAAACGAACGCAAAGGCCAUGUUUCUCGACCCGCAUCUCCUCCCGAAGCUCAUCAAGCCGUUCAAGGAAACCAAAGACGUUCAGGUUGUUGUCUACAACGACGAUGAGUCUCCUGUCUGCAAGGCUGACCCGAGCAAAGUUGCUGGGGAUGUGAAGAAAUUGCAAGAAGCCCACCCUCACCUCAAGAUCUUCAGCUUUUCUGAAUUCGUUAAGCUUGGCGCCGACAAGCAACACAAACCAAACCCCCCGAAGCCCGAAGAUUUGGCAUGCAUCAUGUACACAUCUGGAUCGACCGGUGUACCGAAGGGUGUCCUCCUUACUCACGCCAACGCUGUUGGUGCCAUUGCUGGUCUGGAAUCCAAUGUCGGCAAAUAUGUUGGACCCCGAGACUACUUCAUCACUUUCCUCCCAUUGGCGCACAUCUUUGAGCUAGUCCUUGAGAACACUUGCUUGUUCUGGGGAACGAAGAUGGGGUACGGCCAUCCAAAAACUAUCUCAGACAACUCCGCCAAGAACUGCCGAGGUGAUAUUGCUGAGCUGAAGCCCACCAUUAUGGUAGGUGUGCCGGCCGUCUGGGAGACAAUCAAGAAGGGUAUCAUUGCCAAGGUCAAUGCUAUGAGCCCUGUUGUACGCAACUUGUUCUGGGGUGCUCUUGCGACCAAGUCAUUCCUCGCACCCUACCUCGCACCUAUUGGCCUCGAGACUAGUAUCAUUGACUCUGUCGUGUUUAGCAAGGUACGGGAAGCUACCGGUGGACGACUCCGACUUGUAAUGAACGGUGGUGGACCCAUUGCAAAGGACACGCAACGCUUCAUCUCCAUGGUCAUCGCUCCGUUGCUUUCGGGAUACGGUCUGACCGAAACCGCCGCGAUGGGCGCCUUCACAGACCCACUUGGCUGGGUCGACGACUCUCUCGGCUCGCCUGAGGGCAGUAUUGAGAUUAAGCUUGUUGAUUUUGCGGACGCCGGUUAUUACUCAACAAACUCGCCACCACAGGGUGAGAUCUGGCUCCGAGGAGCUUCGAUCGCGACUGGUGGCUAUCUUGAUUUGCCGAAAGAGACUGAGGAGGCCUUCACUUCCGACGGCUGGUUCAAGACUGGAGACAUUGGUGAAUUUGAUGCCAAGGGCAACUUGCGAAUCAUCGACCGCAAGAAGAACCUUGUCAAGACACUGAACGGCGAGUACAUCGCGCUCGAAAAGCUGGAGUCGAUCUAUCGAACUGUUCCUGUAGUGCAGAACAUCUGCGUGUAUGCUGCAGCUGAGAAGAACAAGCCGAUUGCGAUCGUGUCUGUGGUCGAGAAGGUUCUUCAACAGAUCGCAAAGGACAAUGGUGUGGACAAGUCGGGCGAUGCGUUGUUGCAGGAUUCUAAAGUCAACAAGGCGGUUCUCAAGGAGAUGCAGGCUGCGGGUAAGAGUGCUGGCUUUGCGCCCUUCGAAAUUCUGGAAGGUGUGGCAUUGACGGACGAUGAGUGGACACCACAAAGCGGCUUGGUCACUUCUGCGCAGAAACUCAACCGCAAGGUCAUUAAUGACAAUUACAAGGAUGCGAUCAAGACGGCGUACAGCAGCAGUUAGAUAGCUUAUUGUGAUUUUAUUCCAAAUCUGACAUACUCUCCCAGC
This is a messenger RNA of Dissoconium aciculare CBS 342.82, 2284 nucleotides long. RefSeq names its product acetyl-CoA synthetase-like protein. The transcript is spliced from 2 exons. Gene Ontology annotation, molecular function: long-chain fatty acid-CoA ligase activity. Bases 113 to 2239 code for a protein of 708 amino acids. Gene Ontology annotation, cellular component: lipid droplet; endoplasmic reticulum; plasma membrane. Lineage: Eukaryota; Fungi; Ascomycota; Dothideomycetes; Mycosphaerellales; Dissoconiaceae. Gene Ontology annotation, biological process: long-chain fatty-acyl-CoA metabolic process; long-chain fatty acid metabolic process. The record is from RefSeq and is a predicted model, not a curated record.